Fusarium proliferatum ET1 is the source of this 801-nucleotide messenger RNA. RefSeq lists its product as uncharacterized. NCBI's taxonomy places the organism in Eukaryota, Fungi, Ascomycota, Sordariomycetes, Hypocreales, Nectriaceae. The coding region runs from base 1 to 801 and encodes 266 amino acids. The transcript has a single exon. The record is from RefSeq and is a predicted model, not a curated record.
AUGGUAUUCAUCGAGUCCCAUGGAGAUGUUCCAUGCCUUACAGCAUAUGCUGCAAUCCCUCUUACUGAAGUCGAGCUGGGAAAGGUCAAGGCAGAAUUUGAACUCGGAGCCUGUUCCCAGUUCAACCCACUCCUCGAGCUAAAGAUUUUCCCCGCGCCAGAUGCUUACAUCGGAAAGUCUCAUCAGUAUAUGCGCGCUAAGGAAGAUGAAGCGGGCCGCAAUGACGCUUUUGUUGUCAUCGAUGAGGACUAUAUCGAGAGACACGCAAUAUGGUUCGUGGAUGCCUUCGCUGAUGCCGACAUGGUUGAGAAUAAAGAGGCGGAAAGCACUGAAGUGGUUAUCAAACUUCUUAUUCAAAUGGAUUGCCUGGCGUUAUCCUACAUAUGCUGGGAGAGCAACACGACCGUCCUCGAAGAUCUGGACCAUGCUGGAGUAGAGAAGCCCUUGAAAAAUGAUUUCUGGCAGCCCGAGGUCAGCAACUGCGGUGGAUUAGACAUGAAAGAGCAACAAUGGGAUCAGGUUGUGGAGGUGACCGCCGAACCAGGAGAGUUCACAGAGACUCGGGAUAAGACACUUCUUGACAACUUCUCUCCGGAGCCCAAAGUAUUAGGCAAGCUCAAAGACAAAGUUGCGAAGGCUGCCGGCCUUAUUGCAUCGUGGACUUUCAUCAAUGAGGCGAAACCGAUAGACAUGCCCGAUGGUUCGCAGAAAACUUUCCCAGUCGGGAGCGUUCUUCUGCAGCAGGCAUACAAUCCAGAAGCGCCAUGGCCAAAGUAUAAGUGGCCCAAGGGCUCGCUGUAA